This is a messenger RNA of Anolis carolinensis (green anole), 7510 nucleotides long. RefSeq names its product von Willebrand factor C domain containing 2 (gene vwc2). Gene Ontology annotation, biological process: negative regulation of BMP signaling pathway. The transcript is spliced from 4 exons. Gene Ontology annotation, cellular component: AMPA glutamate receptor complex. The record is from RefSeq and is a predicted model, not a curated record. Lineage: Eukaryota; Metazoa; Chordata; Lepidosauria; Squamata; Anolidae. Gene Ontology annotation, molecular function: protein binding. The coding region runs from base 476 to 1477 and encodes 333 amino acids.
AGGGAGGGCCCUGUCAGUAUCUUCCGCCUUCGCCUCCUUCCCUCAGCCUCGCCUGCCAUUUGCUCCCUGUCUGGGCGGGGAGGCGCCUUUUGGCGGAGCACAGGCGAGAGGGAAGCGCGCGCGGAGGAAACAAGCCCGCUUGUCAGGUGCAAACCGCCUUCGCUCCUUUUAUUCCCUCCUCGCGCCACGAGGCCGCGCCGGUGUAUUGAUGUGCUUGGCAGUUCUGCUCGGAGGCCCAGUUUCCCGCCUGCGCCUCGCGAGGGACGGGGAUGAGAAGCCAAGCGGAGCAGCGCCGCCGAGGCCCAGCUUCCCGCCCGAAGGAGUAGCCGUAGCCAGCCAGGGAUGCUGAAGGGAAUGGGACGACGGGGCCUGGCCCAGCCGGCCGGGAAAUGCUUCAAGAGGGCCUGUGGGUUGUCAGAGAAAUUCCUUUUGAUGUGAAUAAAUCAUCUUCUACCCUUCUGGGAUGCCUUAGGUAAUGCACAGCAACACUGCAAUGGCAACUGGAGCUUUCUCUGGUUCCCUCCUUGUGACUUGCUUUCUGAUGGUUGCUAUCUGUAGUUCUACUACAUCUCUGCAAAAACUGUCUAAGACUCAAGACAAGCAGGAAAUGAAGCCAAACCAAGAAAAGAGGGACCAUACAUCAAAUCGGGAUAGCCAGAAUCAGACCGGAUUAGGGAAGACGAAUGAAAUGGGCAGAAAUGGGAGGGAAGAGGGCACAAAAGACUGGAAGAGCAAAAGCACCAGAAAUUACUCUAAUAAAGAAUCUUGGACUAAGCAAAAACAAGGUUUGAGUAGUCAGGCCACAAGAAGUAAGUUUGGAAGCCAACCAUCCCAAGACCAAGUUUAUGGUGUGCAUCAGAAUCUUCAAGCUGCUGAAGAUUCCUCCCUCAUGGAUAUUAUUGCGAGUACCACUCCUGACCCUGCAGAGGAAUAUGCUUAUCCAGACUACCGUGGAAAAGGCUGUGUAGAUGAGAGUGGUUUUGUUUAUGCGAUUGGAGAGAAAUUUACUCCUGGUCCCUCUGCUUGUCCUUGCCUUUGCACCGAAGAGGGCCCUCUUUGCAUUCAACCAGAGUGUCCCAGACUUCAUCCCCGUUGUAUUCAUGUUGACACUAGUCAGUGUUGCCCACUGUGCAAAGAAAGGAAAAACUACUGUGAGUUUCGUGGGAAGAUUUACCAAACACUGGAAGAAUUCAUGGUUUCAUCUUGUGAAAAAUGUCGCUGUGAAGCCAACGGUGAAGUUGUGUGCACAGUGUCUGCUUGUCCUCAGACUGAUUGUGUGGACCCUGUAUAUGAACCAGAUCAGUGUUGUCCCAUCUGUAAAAAUGGCCCCAACUGCUUUGCAGAGACCACAGUCAUUCCAGCAGGUCGAGAAGUGAUGACAGAUGAGUGCACUAUAUGUCACUGUACUUACGAAGAAGUUACAUGGCGUAUUGAACGACAAGCUAUGUGUACUAGACAUGAAUGCAAGCAAAUUUAGAUCUAUGAAUCAAUGUCUCUGGAUAUUUUUAUUUAACAGUUUCAUGCACCAGUUGUUUGAGAAAAUACGAAUCAGCCUCAAAAUGAAUUUGGUUUGAGUUGUGGACAAAGUCAACUGCGCCCCCCCUCCCCCAAUAAAAUACUGUGAGUCAAAGAGUUUAAAAUAUUUGUUUUGUAUAGACACAAAUUAAAAUACUAUCAGUUAAUUACUUUCUUGUUUGCCCGAUCAUAGGUUAGGAUGCAAACUAUUGCCAAGUUAUGGUGGAAUAGAAAGGGUAAAUCUAAACCAACAAAAGGACUUGUAAGAGGACACCAUUCCCGAAUUUACAAGAAAUAUCCUGCUGUCCCAUUAGAUUCAAUAAGGUACAUGAUGGUGAUUUCAGUAAACUGAGAUUUAUUUUAAACAUUCAAAACAUAACUUAGAUUGACUUUUCUUGGAUGGGGAAUUUUUUUCAUUAAACCAACAUGAAUUAUUGUGGUAAGAAUUGAAUUGCUCUUUCAUCUUUCUGAUAUCUUAAACUGAUUUUGAUUUUUUGAUAUAAUAUUAGACUAUCUCUUGCCACUAGAAAUAAUUUAUGGGUUUUCAAUUGCUAAGCAGUUAAGGCAUAUGAAUAAAGAACAGAAGUUGUGCAACUCUUUAUUUUAAUUUGAAUUGCUAUUAACUACUUUGUUUGAUACACAAGCAGCAGCAUUUAAACCACAUCCAACCUGAGUUAUAAUAUAAUGUAUCCUCAGGAAUAAGAGGUACAUUAUCUCUUGAAGGAAAGGAUACUAAUCAUUGUUCAGUCUGUUUGCUCUUCUAGCGCAUUGCUCUACACUUUCAAGCACUGCAAACUCAACUAAGGAAAACACAUUUUAUAAGUUAGGCAAUCAUUAAAACCUGAGGAAAUUUUUGUCUUUGUGUUCCAAAUAUAAGUUUUCAUGCAUCCACCUUUUACCACUUUCAAAAAUAUUCAUCUUUAUGAGAAACACUAAAUUGCUAAACAGUAGUGUAUUUACUUAUAACAGAUACUUACAGCAGAUGGUUAAACUGUAAGGUCAAGAACAGACUUAACGUAAUACUGCUCUACAGCUGCUAUUUAGAAAGUACACAAAAAGAAUAAACCUUACAGUAUGCAUUUUACGGCAUUCUUAAAAAGCAUUUUAGUGAAGAUCCGGGAAAAUAAAGAAUUAGAAAUGAGGUACAAACCUACUGUGAUGAAAAACAGUUUAUUGAAAAGGCUCCUACAGCACCAUAAGCACAUUCUAAACCUUUAUUAAAGGUUUUAAGCCUGAAUUUAUGGUAUGAAACAACAGGAUUAUCACUUGCUUUAUUAUUAUGCAUACUAUGCUGUUGCCAUUUUAUUUCAAAGAUAUUAAAUCCCUGUCAUUUGUACUAAAAUAUUAUUUGUGGAUUUCACAUUUUAUGUGGCACAAAAUAGCACAUUUUCACACAAAUAAUGGUUGGAAUCCCAAAUCCCAAUAGGGAUAGGCUCAUUCAAUGAAUUGUCAAAUGGCAAAGUCAAGGCAUAAGCAACUGACACUUCUCCAAAGGUUACUUGCAUUUUUGUGAUCAGUGACAACUCCUGUAACUGUCUCGAUUUGACAGGGACAGUCUCAGUUAAUCCUUUGCCAUAACUCUUUUUCUGAUGCUUUCAAAAUGCCAGUUUCUCUUUCAUCCUUACACUUUCCCUCUUUGAGCUCAAUUUACAUCAAUUGCUACAAUCUGAGUUAUUGUUGUUGAUAUUAUUUACUUUAUUUAUACCCCACCUUUCUCCCCAUGGGGACUCAAGGUGGCUAACAACCACACAAUCUGGUCCAUUUAAAACAAACAAUUAAAUAGCACUGUGUGGAUUUAGGUUAAAAUACAGUUAAAAUAUAAUAAAUACAAUUAAAAUUGCAUUUACACCCCACAAUCUCUCCCCCCCCCCCCAAAUCCUACACAAGCCUUCCCAACAAUGUGCCCCUCAUCCAUCCCCAAAUGCCUACUGACAUAGAAAAACCUUUACCAGCUUGUAGAAGUCAAAACAAAAUGCAAAACUAGUUUAUACUUUAUUAACCCGGGGGGGGGGGGGGGGGGGGGGGAGAGAGAGAGAGAGAGAGAGAGAAGAAAAAGCAGAAUCCUAUGCCAGCAAACUAACCCCUUGAUCUAAUGUGUCACAAUUCUGUUGGCUGAAAUGUUGGAGAGUACAGUGGCAUAUCCAGUUUGGUCCUUAAGUCCAUGCAGAAAUCUACUUUUGUGAGUCAUUUUAUGUCCUAAUUCAGAAGAAAGCAACAUAUCAGUGGAGUCAAUAAAUAGAAAUAAGUGAACAUUAAUAUUGCAUAAAACAUUCACCCUCUACAUUUGCUGGGGUUGGGUCUCCAGCCCUCCAUAAAAAUGUUAAAAGCAUGAAUUAAAAAAACUUUUAUACACUGCCCCUUCGACACUGCCAUAUAAUCCAGAUUAUCAAAGCAGAUAAUCUACAUUAUCUGCUUUGAAUUGGAUUAUAUGAAUCUACACUGCCAUAUAAUUCAGUUCCAAUCAGAUAAUCUGGAUUUUAUAUAGCAGUGUAUAAGGGGCCUCAGAUAACACCUCUCAAUGUCAUCCAGUGUGAUUCCAUAGUCAAUGUCUGCUGAAAGCUGAUCUUAGAGUUGCAUUGCAAAUGUGAAGGGUGAACUGUAUCAAAAUAUAUGCCAGGUCUAGCAUGAGCUAUGCAUGUUGCAAAGAAGAAGUGCUAGCUUUCAGAAGUGUAUUGAAAAGGUUCUGGUUGGUUUCAGUUUCCUGUUGAAUAACCCGUUGGUGGCAAACCUGGAUUUAUUGCUGUGUGAUUUGAGAAACGGAAUCACACCCUGGAGUUUAACUGCGAUUUGUCUUUAAAAUUAGCCUCUGCACCAGUUUGAAAAGCAUCCUUUGAAGACUGCACCAUUAUGCAGAAGAGCAACAGAGCAGAAUACGUGUGUUUACUGAACUGUUUCUGUAUGUUUUCAAUUCAGCUCCACUCCCAUCCCCACCAGCAUCUCGCCCAUGCAGAGAUACAAGUCAUAAUUCCAUCCAUUUAUUACUUUAUUUAUAUUUGCAGCACAACUAUAUUGUCAGCUUUCAGUAAACGUUGACAGAUUUGCACUAGAUGACCUAGAUUCCUUGAGAGGUGUUCUCAUAGGUAUAAUAAAAAGGGUUUUUAAAAAUUUCUACCAACUAGGACUCAAGUUGGAUUCAAGGACUAAAAACAUGAAAAUUGAGACUACAAUAAUCAUUAAACAACAGAAUUAAAACAAUUUAAAUACUUAUUUGAAACAUAGCAUUACAGCACCAUAAAAAGUCCCUUUCUUAUUAACAAUCAAUUCCUAAAGAUAAUUGCUGAGUAAUUAUCCUGAUCCCACUAAGGAAGAGAGUCCUGAAUUGUGGGAGUAGCCACAGAGAAGCCCCUCUCCCACAUGUCUUAGUGCUUGAAGAGAAUGGUAGAUUUCUCAUUUUCCCCUCUCCUCGCAUCACUUUGUUACUCUAGCUCACAUAAUUACAGGUGCCAAGCAAUGACUUAUAUCAUUUUUGUGCCUGGUGGACACCACAAAGCUUAGAACAACAGGGGCAAGGUAAGAUGGUGGUCCCACACACUGAAUCAGUUCUGGUACAGCUGGGCUGUGCAGCUAUUAUCCAGGUGUCAGGCCAGCUGGGGAGCAUGCUCCUGAACAGGUUCAGUAGUUGGCUGUGUGGACCAUGAUGAUGGUGAUUCAAAGUAUCCUAGUGCAGAUUAGCAUUGCUUUUUGUUGCUCUGUGUUAGUGGGCCAUUAGAACAUUUAAUCCAGCAUCUAUUUUCUGUCUAAAGCUGAAAGAUUUCCCUGAAUGCUCACAAACGAAGCAUAAUGGGAUUGAUAAUAUAAUUUGUAGAGAUGAGUGAAGUCUGCAACCUUUGUGGUGAUGUGGGGGACCCCUUCUAGGGUCCUGCAUGCUCCACCCUAAGUCCUGAGAGGAGGCAGGAACCUGCAGCCAAUGAGUUCAUACUAAGGUUUGAGCUCAUUGAGUGCUGUACCCAACCAGUUGCCCAGGUGCAGGCUUUGCUUCUGUCAAAUGAGUUCCCACUCAAGUGUUCACUUGCCAGUUGCCUUCUCAGCAUCAUCCCAUUCCACUCACUUUUAUUUUGCAUUAUUUCCAAUAUUGUAACUUAGAGGUUUGGGCAAAUUGGUCAAUGUUGAUAUCCAAGUCCCUAUUCACAGCUGUAACCAAUAAAGAAGGCCUCUCCUUCCCCCUUAUCCGAGUGUGAUUUGGUGCUUCGAACUCCUUAAGUUGAACUGAAUUGGUUUUUGUUUGGGGGUUCCAAUGUACAUCAUAUUGUAAUUUCACAUACCUUUGCCUAUUCACUCAGUUUAGAUGAACAUUUAAUACCUUAUUUGGGAUUUCACAAAUUUGUUUAAAUCAGUUUUACCAUCUCCGACUUGCCAGUGAGUCCACAUUAUUCACAAAAAGGGUUCUUUCACACAUCCACUUAUUCCAAUUCAGGAUUUGGGUCAAGAGACUGUACACAGCCACCACAUGAACUAGCUGCAAGCUCCCAUGGAGUCCACAAAGCUCCAAUUAUCCAGAUCUAGCCAGUAUUUUUUUCUUGGCUCCUCUGGCAAAUGUGCUGCUCAGUAACAAUGUCUGUCUGCAGGAGAGCCGGACAAUAGAGGGCACUUUGGCGUUCCUAUGGGAACACUUCUUUUUUCUUGCUGAAGGAAACAUUGGUUACCUUCCCUCCGAGUUGAUUAUCCAGCCUGUCUGCAACUCCUGCAGCUUUAAUCCUGUCCAGACAAGCAGUCUGAAUGCUUCUUCCACUUUGCAGCACUGCACUGUUUAUACAGUGAUCAACUGCAGCACAUUUUAUGGUGUGAUCUGGAAUUUCCAAUGGUUUUUUAACAUGCAAAUUCCAGCUGGCUCAAGGUUGGGUCACAUUGGAGGUGAACCUUUUGUAAACACCCCAACCUUGAGCCGGGUCCAUUUGGAUUAUAGUGCCAUGUGGAUGAGGCCAUAGUUAUAUCACCCACAAAUUGUAUCUUUUUUUAAAAGCCAGGGGUUCAUGGGGCUUGGAAGGCUGUAAACCAGGAGUUUAGAGGCAGGGUGGGAAUUAUGUGGUCUUCUAGCUACUGUUGGGAGUAGUUCUCAGCAGCUUUAGUCAGCAAAGCCAGGGUGAGAAAUGCUGGGAUCUACAAAUCAACAUGUGGAGCACUGCAUGAUUCCUACUUCUGCUGCAACUGAUUUAUUUUGUCAUGAAACCUGGUAAUUCUUGCCACCUAUCUCCUCAUUUUAACCAAUUGUGUAAAAAGAUUUAAGUGAUAGAAUUUCAUCAAAAUAUUUUGAAAAAAAAAUGUGUAUGUGGGUUUUGGCCUCCAUAUCCACAGGUCCUGCAUCCAGAAAUUCCACCAUUCAUAGUUUGAAAAUAUAUAUAUUUUAAAAUCUGAAAAGCAAACUAUGCCAUUGUAUAUAAUUCACAUUUACUAGUUUUGAUAUCCAAGGUGAUCCUACAACCAAACCCUAGCAGAUACCAAGGGCCCAAUGCGUUUUCAACGAACUGCAUGACAUAUAACACUGGUGGAUUGAGCAUAUAUGAAACUUUGCAUAUUGCCUAGGAAUAGACUUCCCUGGACUUCAGAAACCCAUUAUAUAUUAAGAACAAAUUAAGCAGAGAUGUGAAUAAUUUAAUUAUAAGCAAUAAGAACCUCUUUGAUAUGUUAAAAUCUAUUUGGGAUAGAUUCUAGGUUAUUAUAUUCUUGACAGAUGAUAAAAGAUUUAUCUAUUGCAAAUAAAAUAAUCACCAAAGCCACUUUGUAAAAUUUCUGUUUGAAAAUACAAUAUAUUACCUCUAAUUUUAUUUGUAAUGUUUUAAAAUAUGUUCCUGACCAGAGCUAGGGGACUUUUUCAUGUUGGAGGGCUGCAGUAACUUGGCUGUAAUCAAAUAAGGCCAGAUUCAAGAAACUUCAAUUAGAUUUACGUUAAAAUGUAUUUUUUGUAAAAAAAUAUAUUUUGUAAAAAUCUACUGUGUACUUAAUCAUUUCAAAAAAAUUGAAAACUAUAUGCUAAUUUAAAGGUUAACUAACCAUUUCA